Messenger RNA from Owenia fusiformis, 5916 nucleotides. The record is from the annotation of a GenBank genome assembly. Lineage: Eukaryota; Metazoa; Annelida; Polychaeta; Sabellida; Oweniidae.
GGGACAAUGGCCGCCCCCAGUCGCCGAUAAUUAGUUCAGGAAAAUAAAUCUUUGUUUUGAAUAUUUUAGAAAUUAUAGGCAAAUAUGAAACAUCUGAGUGAUGAGCUCAAGAUACCAGAGGAUCUACAACGAUGUGUCAAUCAGCACAGAGUCGUCUGCCUGGUGACAGAAGACUGGCUCCGUGGUGUACAGAAGGGUCAAUUUGAAGCAAUAGUUAACAAUCUGACAAUAAGCGAGGUGGACCUUUACAUUGCUAAGUCUGUACUCAACAUACCUCCACCCUGGGUGAGGAAGUCGAUCAAAUGUAUUGAGAAGCAGGAUGUUCUAAUAGCUAGCGACUCACAUGUACAAAACAAACAGGAAUGUCUCACUGACAGUUUUACUGAACUACAUGCCUAUAUUGGGGAGCAGAACAGGAAGAAUCUAUGGAGGGAGGUUCAGAAAAAGCAUAAUAAGUACAUCAAUAAUGGAGGCCUCCCUAGUUCUCCUAGUUGUGAUAUAAAACACAGGAAGUUCAAUGAUGUCCUCCGAGAAGCCUUGCAGAUGUUGUACAGAUGUGACAUAGUACAGCUGUACCCUACAAGUGCAAGCCUACUCACUCCAGACCUAUCCAACUCAAGUAGUAAUGAUGGUCAUAAUCAUCCCCAUCCAAACACAGUCCCCGUGGAUUGCAUCAUUGAGACAGACUCUGUAUUCUAUGUGAUAGAGGAAUAUUUCCCUCAUAACGUAAAUGAUGUAGUAACAUUUAGUCCUGCAAUACUAGGAGAGUCCCAUAGUAAGCCCUUGUUCCUGGUUUACCAGCUACUCUCACUUACCUCAUGGCUACACUCACAGGGUCUUGCCCUGGGGGAUAUCAGGCUCUCAAAUAUCCUACUUGACUCCAAACUAUGGAUGCACAUUCCCUUGCCAAAUAUAGAAGCAAUUUUAACCAAUGAAAUCAAGCCAUGUGAUCAAAACAAAACUGAUGUGAUUUUAAAAAAUGAUUUAAAUCCAAGUGCCAAAGAGAAUGAACUCGAAGGAAUUACCUCAGAUUUAGGGAGAUAUACUCAUGAGUGGGUGCAUGGGAGGAUAUCAAACUUUGACUAUUUAAUGAUAUUGAAUAAAUUCGCUGGACGGAGAUACGGCGACCCUAACAACCAUCCAGUGAUUCCUUGGGUUUGUGAUUUUACGCAACCAAAUGGUGGCUUCAGAAACUUCAAUAAAUCAAAAUAUCGUCUGAAUAAGGGAGAUAGGCAGUUGGAUUUAACUUAUGAUAUUGGUAUGAUGGACUUGGGAUCUGGUUCAACUCAUACCCCUCACCAUAUAUCUGACGUACUUGCGGACAUCACAUACUAUGUCUACAAAGCUAGAGUCACUCCUAAAGAAAUCCUAUGUAAAUAUGUACGGAGUAAAUGGGUGGCUAAUGAAUACCCGUCAAGUAUGCAGCGUCUACAAGAAUGGACCCCGGAUGAAUGUAUCCCAGAGUUCUUCACUGAUCCAACAAUUUUUACGUCAAUUCACGAGGAUUUGCCUGAUCUUGAAAUUCCAACAUGGUGCGAUUCCCCCGAGGAUUUUAUAAAGAGACACAUGGAGAUCCUAGAGAGUGAACCAGUGUCAAGUAAACUGCACCAUUGGAUUGAUCUCACAUUUGGUUACAAAUUAGGAGGAGCGAGUGCUGUCAGAGCUAAAAAUGUAUGUCUCCAACUUGUAAAUCAACACAAGGAUCUAUCCAACCAUGGUGUAGUGCAGUUAUUCACCCAGCCCCACCCUCACAGACAUACCAAGAAACCUAGGGAGUCUGCACAGUCAUAUCACCUCCCUACUGUGGGUAGCUUUACCACCAUCUCAUUGAACAGUCACAGUGUGAGCAACAUAAACCAUGGUGAUCCAAUUGGUGUGAGUAAUGUGAAUGGUGUGAACAAAACAAAGGAGACAACAGGUGGAAUAGUGACCCUGCCUAAAGAUUGGAAACCUCUGGCAGAACUGGAACAGUUAGAAUCAGAGUACAAAUUCAGCCUUAGAACCAAUCUUGAGCUUCCUAAUCAAGAACAAUUAGAAGAUCCACAAACAGAUCUGAGAGACAUACGUGAGAGCAGAGAUAUGCAGGUGAUUGGUUGUGUCAUGGCUGAGAUGUUCUUUGCCCCGAAGCUGAGGGGGAUGAGUCAGGAUGCACCAUUAGAGCACCGCUAUCGUGUUGUCUGUAAACACCUGAGAAAAGAUUUCUCUGAUGUUCCAAGGCCAUUUAGAUGUGCUCUUAAAUGGCUGCUUCAGUUAGACAAAGACAAUGCAGCAAGCCAUACAAUAGAUGGCCCAAGUGCUACAGGACUACUCUUCAACUAUGAACCUGUAUCCAACCAUGGACUACCCCCUCCCACUCCAAGGCUCCUUCUCCACCCUUUAGUGUCCAUCCUACCAUUCCCUGCCUACUUCCCUGACUUGUACACUCUGUUCAGUCAGUUACAUGUGUAUGAUAUACAGCUAGCUGCACUGGAUGGUCUCCCUGGUGAAGUGGCCAAUGUUAAAGCUCUAGCAAAGGAAAAGGUUAUCUGUGCAGCUAAGGGACUGAUUGAACUUUUGCCAAAGUUAAACCAAGAGUCAGUGGAGUUAAUAAUGCCAUUCAUAAUGAAGCUUUUCACGGAUAAAUUCACAACUAUCCAAGCCAUGUGGUCCCUAUUUGGACCCAUUUCCCAAUCUCUUGGCCCUAAGAUGACAUCAAAGAUGCUCCUGCCAGUGUUCGCUGAUAUUUUCAACGCUGAUCCUACCUCACCUAAACAUAUUAAGCUCUAUCACAGGAGCUUCCUGCUGCAGGCUAUCAUCAGACUCGGCCUCAACACAUUCCUCACUAACUUCUCUACGUCACUCGUUGAGGCCACAGCUGGGUAUAAGAACUUUACCCUUGCAGCCAAUGAACAAUAUGAACGCCUAGAAAGUGCCGAUCUUAACAUCCGUAACUCCAGUAUUAACCAACCAGACAUUAAUUCCAGUGAUGAUAUUGAUAAGGAUGAAACGAAUGAUGAUAUCAUCGAUGUUGAUGACCCUCUUGAGAAAUCUGGUGAAGUGUUCAAUAUGGACAAUAUUGAUGGGGAUACAGAUAGCUCAACAAAACCUGACCAUUCCUCUAGUGAUUCCUGUAGUGUUGGGAAAGUGUCAAUUGACAGACUUGAAAGUGAUAUUAUCGAGGAUGCUGAGAGAGAAGAUGAUGUUAGUAUUGAGGAGGAAUGUGGUGAUGAGCCUACAGAUGAAGCCUUAGGGAAAAGUCUGGGUCUUACAUCAGUACAUAGUCUCUCUAGAUUAAUGGAUCGUCAGAGAACUGCAUCUGUAGGGAGUUCUGAAGUUGAAGAUCCAUUGGGCAACAGCAGCAGUGACGUAGCAACCCCCAGGCCAAGUGAAACAGACAGUUCUGACACAGGUAUCCCCCAGCGAAUGCCUCGGAGUGAGACUGAAGAAUUCUACCAGUCAUUGGGGACAAUGGAAUACAACAUUAGUGACGUUGCCAUGGAGAGUGUCAUGUGGCUAGCCCAUAGAUUGGGACCGGUGUUAGCGACAAAGUACUUAUCACGUAAUCUUCUACGUAUGCUUGGUCUCUGUUAUCUUGGCCAGGAACAGAUGCAAUGUACAAAUAUAACAACAGAUGAUGGUGGUGUAUCUUGUAGUAAGAAGGAAGUUUCAGGAGAUGUUCAUGUUGCCAAUGUGUUGAAGUGUCUCACUGGAAUAGCUGUGUUGUAUGGAGAACAUGUUAUAUUACUGCAGUACUUUCCUCACAUAGUAGAUGUGAUCGCAUCUUCCACAAAGAGGCUCACAGUGAGGGCUGAGGGUGGACUGAUUGGAUGUGCAGCCCUCAUACACUACCUAGUGCCAUAUCUUACUGAUACAACACUCAUGGACAAUCUGAAGGGUCCUAUAUUUGAGGACAUGCUUGCUCCUCUACUGAAGCUUGCCUCCUCUCAACAGCACAGCUUCCCAAGUGGAGCCAUUGCCCGCACUGUCAUCUGCUACAAGGUCCUCGACAUCCUAUAUAUCAUAGGCCUCAGGAUCAGCUUUGAAAUGACUCGUAAAUUCAUGUCUCCAAUCUUGAAGUUGUUUUUUGCAUCAUUUGAACGUGUUCAUGUUGAGAUGGCAUCUGAGGGACAGGAUCCAGGAACUAAACUGAGACAGAACAAAAGUAGUAGUUCACUGUUGGACUCAACAGAUGAGAACAUGUACUGUCAGAUCAAAAAGGACAGUUAUACACAAGAAUACAAGAUAGGGACUCCAGUGAAAGUUGAUUGGAUGAUGGCCAGUACCAGCAGCCAAUCAUCAUUCAGAUAUAGCCUCUCUCCACCAAUCGCAGAAGACAGAGAAUUAGACUCUGUAGAUGUGGUUGCUGACUCAGGGAGGAUAAAGGAAGAGCUUUCAGAGUGUUUCACUCCCGAAUUGGCACAUAUCGCCUACAUACCAUUCUGUAAACUAGCAGGAGGAAUUCAUAUGGAAGCCACACUGACCAAUGACAAUCUGAUACGUCAACUGGUUGCCCUCCAUGAUGAGGCCCUCACUAAGCAAGCAGAAAAUGACUCAAGUGAGGUGAAGGAAGAGGGAGAAAAGAAGGACCCCAACAAUGUACUGCAUGAAGGUGGUUUACUCCCAGCACCAGGUCAGACUUCAUGGUUUGUGCAGCUGCCCUCACAAGAUGCUGAUGUAGCUGAAGCUACAGAAGAUGUAGGGACAUUUGGUAGUUCAAUCCAGGGCAAUAGACUUGUACUUGAUGUGGACCCCGAACCUGAUGCCUCAGUCAAUGUAUCUAACAAAAAGAAACCUCCAGAUCCAUUAUCUAAGAUUGACUACACUAGGCUUAAAUGCCCCGAUAUGGUGAUGAACAAGCGGCGUCACCUCAAGGGCAACUGGCUGGCAUACUGGGAACAUGAACUGGGGCUUAGUGAAAGAGAAACUUUGUUUAAUUUUAAACAAAUCAAACUUCAAACAUACUCAGGGCACACUAAUAGCAUCAGAGCCAUCUAUCCAUUAGAUAAUGAAAACUCAUUUAUCACGGCCAGUAAGGAUAAAACAGUGAAGCUGUGGUCCCUGCGAAACUCAGGGGGUGGGGGAGAGAGAGGGGGGUGCCAGUGGACGUACAAUCUGCACAAAAAAUCUGUGUUCUCUGUAACAUUUCUGGAGCCACUGCGACUGGCAGCAUCCUGUGAUAGCAUUGUACAUAUUUGGGAUCCAUAUACAGGGCGUUGUAUUAGGCAAUUAGAGUCAGCCAAGAAUAGUCCUGUGACAGUGCUGACACCUAUGCCUGCCCCUAGCACUACUCUUAUAACGGCUACUACGGAUGCCACCCUCAGAUUCCUGGAUGUGCGAACUGGGAGCUAUAUGCAUGAGUUCAAGUGUACAACAGGGGCGGCUGGCUUGAUACGCUGUGUAACAGUCUCCCCUGACAGCAAUAUUAUAGCUGUAGGCUAUUCAUCAGGAAUAAUCUCCAUGUUAGACGCCCGGACAGGGGAGCUGUUGAGAACUUGGAAGGGACAUGAAGGAGAAAUAUUACAGAUCAAAGCUUUUAACAACAAUCUGUUUGUGACAUCAUCGUUCGACCAAGCAAUGUCAUUGUGGAAUAUAGAUGAUGGAAAACUAGUGUGUCAUUUUAGAGGUCACAGUGAACCUGCACAUUGUUUCAGUUUCUACCGUAAUGAGAUUAUAUCAGCUACUACAGGGAACAGAAUUGGGGUCCAUACAUCAUUAGAUGGACAGGCGUCAUUCUCAAGCACAAAGUUACGAUCAGACACAUUUAAAGGUGUACUUACAACAUUGGCUGUGCUUCCCCUCAACAGACUUUUGCUACUGGGGGCUGACAAUGGGACCAUAAAGCUACUUUGCUAGGAUCCCAUUGAGGCUUAAAGUGGCAGAAAAGAAUAGAGCCCAUCGAGACUUAAAGUGGCAGAAAAGAAUAGAGCCCAUUGAGAC